Camponotus floridanus (Florida carpenter ant) is the source of this 2308-nucleotide messenger RNA. RefSeq lists its product as uncharacterized. The coding region runs from base 183 to 1883 and encodes 566 amino acids. Gene Ontology annotation, cellular component: mitochondrion. The transcript has 9 exons. Gene Ontology annotation, molecular function: ATP binding; protein kinase activity. The record is from RefSeq and is a predicted model, not a curated record. Lineage: Eukaryota; Metazoa; Arthropoda; Insecta; Hymenoptera; Formicidae. Gene Ontology annotation, biological process: protein phosphorylation.
GAACGACUUGCCGGCGAAAUGUCUUUCGCGCGAUUCAACUAAGGUCCCUUAUUUCGGGACAUGUUCACCUCGCGACAUGAACACUAGAUCCAGGGAACCGUCGCGAACAUCCGCGAGGAAGCGAAGUCGUCGCGCUCCGAGUAACCGAGAGGCCUUGUGUACGAUGUUUACGAGUCACGCCGAUGUCACCGCGCCCGAAUUUCGCGAGACUCCUCGCGUCCUUGCGCUAUCGCGCGGAUUUCGCGCGCAGGAAGUGGCAGUGGAGCCGCCGGAGAUGCUUCCACCUGGCGUUGACGCGUCCCUGUAACAGUAGUUUCGACGACUCCUGGACCGAUCGCAGCCUCGUCUCCGCGAGCGCCGCGCUGUCGCGCAAUCCGCGCGUUCGAAUUCGCGAGCUGCAAGCGAUCGGACUUGUCGACGACGAGGAGGAAGAGGAAUGGAUGCACAGAGGCUUCCUGGAGGACGCGCGGGAGACGGUUUUAAUAUUGGCGAGAAUUGUGAUCGUAAGUUCGGUCGUCACCACCAUGAUCGCCGCGUAUCUGAUAACGCGUCUGACGCACGCGAGGCUGUUCCCUGGCGCUUUGCGAGCAGGUGUAGAGUUUCUGGGACCGAUUUUCAUCAAGUUCGGCCAGUGGAUAUCAACGCGAAGAGACAUCUUCUCUCCAGAGAUCUGCGACACGCUCUCGAGAUUGCAACGAAACGCGAUGCCGCACUCUUGGCCGUACACGGAACGCCUGCUCGAAGCAACAUACGGUUCUUCCUGGCGGGACUUGUUUGCGAAGUUCGAUGACGAGGGAUUGAUUGGCUCGGGAUGCUGCGCUCAGGUGUACAAAGCGUGGAUCGAUUUGAAUGCAGUAGCACGGAAGCCUCGGAUGUCGCGUUUCACGGAAAACAAAGCAUUCAAUGAAAACGAUGAACCCAUGUCUACGAGUCCACGUGCCAGGAAAUUACAAGCCGUAGCGGUAAAAGUGUUGCAUCCCGGAAUUAAAGGCCAACUCAAAAGAGACAUCGCGAUAAUGCGCGGCCUGUCCAAGUGCGCCAUGUACUUCGUACCGGAACUGCAUUGGCUCAGUCUCACGGAUUGCAUCGACGAAUUCGCGCGCAUAAUGGAAGACCAAGUAGACAUGCGACUGGAGGCUACCAAUCUUGCGAGAUUUUCAGCCAACUUCUCAAGGAGGAACGAUAUCGUAUUUCCAUAUCCUUACAUGCACUUGACUCGUCGUAGGAUACUCGUGGAGAGUUUCCACGAGGGCUCACCGAUAUCCGAUUAUCUCCAACAUGAUGACGUUGCUUUGCAGAAGAAACUCGCCAGAAUAGGAAUCGCGACGAUCCUUAAAAUGAUAUUUAAUGACAACUUCAUCCAUUGCGACCUGCAUCCAGGCAACAUUCUAGUCGAAAAAGCGGUUGUACCGAAGGUGGGCCUGUUCAACACGUUUCGACGGAUCAUUGACCCCGAUUACGUAGACGGCCCACGCCUGAUCAUAUUGGAUUGCGGUCUAGUGGUAUCGUUGAAUGAUCGCUGCCGACGAAAUCUCCGGGAUGUUUUUUACUCGGUGCUAAUGGGAAACGGCGAAAUGGCUGCGCAGUAUAUCUUGGAACAUAGUUCGCAUAUGACUCCCGACCCGGAUGGCUUCAGACUUUCGAUGAAGAAUAUCGUGAAAUUUCACCUUCGAAAUCCAUUUAACGUGAACGUAAGUACCGUUGUGUCGGAAUUAUUCUCCGCGAUGGUUCGUCAUCGAGUCAAGCAGGACGGAUCCUUCAGCAGCGUGAUUCUCAGCAUGCUGGUGAUCGAAGGUCUCGGUCGAUGUUUGGAUCCAAACAUUGAUAUUUUCGCGGAGAUCCUGCCCUUCGUCCUCGGUAGCAUGUAUAACGAUUCUAAAUAAUUUUUAAAUGAUUUUAAGUAAAAAAAUCAACGUUUCCAAAGAUUUUGCGUUAUGUAUUGUAAUCAUAAAUUUUGUCGCACAUUGCAUCUUUGUGUUAUUAUGUAAUCGAACACACACAAAGAAUACAAUUUUGAAGAUUUUUUUCAAGGAAACUUGAACGAAUUUUAAAUUUAAUAAUGCUAUAUGAAAUGAUUUAUGAGGAGAGAUAGAAAGAAAAAGGAUUUCCGUCUGUUUCUUUUUAACGAUCCAUCAUGCCACGUAAUCACGUAUGACAGAAUUCCGGCCAGAGUGAUCAGUUGUCCGUAAUCUCUUCCUGGUUGGUCGACCAGACCCCUUCGACGCGAUCGCACACACAUGCGUAUACACGCACGAUACCUAUUCCCAUCGUCUUCGUAUGCAGGAAUUAUAGAGUUAUCGAUGAAUGG